GCGGAUGAAAUGCCGAUCAUCUCGCAUACGAGGAAUGCGCUUUGUCAGCCACGAUGUCAUGUGCUCAGGCGUCAGCUCAAGAAUAGCUUCCCGCGCAUCGCGUCAAGCUCCCCACUUGCGCAACUGACAACACAUCCUCCCAGUGACCAUUUUCAUGUUUGCAAUAGGAGCUUUGAAGCAGAAAAUUAUCCCAUUCACCAGAACGUUCAACCACCUGUACAACCAUCACACCAUGUCUUUGAGACGUUCCGCUCGCGUCGCCAGCAGUAUUACGCAAGCCCCAUUAGAUGCCGAAGUUCAAAAUGGUGUUGCAAAGUAUGAGAAAGUUAGCAAGACGAGUGUACCCACGAAGAAGCGCAAAGCCAUAGCAGCAUCUGCACCAUUAGCACGAGACGAGACGAAGAACAAGGUUACUGUGGAUGGGAAAACCAAUGGAGACAAAGUCGUAGACUCAGCAGAUUCAACUUCACCCCUCCCUGUGACACCGCUCCCCAAGAAGCGUAAAACGGCAUCGAAAUCGGCAGCGUCAUCAAAAUCACCACUCAAACUACCACCCUCCACGCCGACGCCCGCGGGUGCCAGUAUCUUUUCUUCAGCCCCCGCAUUGUCACCUUCAGAUCCCACUACUCGUCCAGCAGAGCCUCACACGACAAAUGCCCACCUAGCCACACCCAAUGGAUCCCACGUGGUGCAAGCCUACGCAUCCUCUCCCGCGAAACCCACCGACCCUUCUCCAGCUAAGAAACGGAAAGCGAAGGAACUCGUUCCACCAGAUGUUGGUGCCAUUCCACCCGCGAGCACCGAUAUCGACAAUCUGCUGAAGGACGCAGAAGACUUUCUCAUCAAGACAGAUCCUAAACUUGAGAAGGUGGUGCGCGGGCACCAAUGCGGGAUCUUUAGUCCGGAUGGGCUGAGGGAGGUAGUCAGACCAUUUGAGUCGUUGGGAAAGGGGAUCAUUGGACAGCAGGUAUCAGGCCAAGCAGCCUCAUCUAUCCGCGCAAAGUUCACCGCCCUCUUCCCAGACACACACCCUUCCUUUCCAACUCCCACUCAAGUCCUCACAAAGGACAUUACAACGCUGCGUACAGCGGGUCUCUCGCAGCGCAAGGCUGAGUACAUCUACGGUCUAGCCGAGAAGUUCGCUUCUGGCGAACUAUCAGCCGAGAUGCUGGUCAGUGCCAGCGACGAAGAACUCAUCGAGAAGCUAGUAGCGGUGAGGGGCUUAGGGCGAUGGAGUGUGGAGAUGUUUGCUUGCUUUGGGUUGAAGAGGAUGGACGUUUUCUCGACUGGUGAUCUGGGUGUACAACGGGGUAUGGCCGUAUAUGCGGGCCGCGAUGUGAACAAACUCAAGAGUAAAGGCGGGAAGUGGAAAUACAUGACGGAGCAGGAAAUGCUCGACAUGGCUUCCAAGUUCUCGCCUUACAGGUACGUCGGUCCCUGUCGCAAGCUUCCAAUAACAACAAAAUUAAUAUUCUCCUCUGCCAGGUCGUUGUUUAUGUGGUAUAUGUGGCGAAUUGCCGAUGUGGACGUUAAUGUUUUGCAAAAGACUUGAUUGUCGGGGAGUAACUUUCCCAUGGAGAAGCGUUGGUCCU
Messenger RNA from Alternaria rosae, 1592 nucleotides. RefSeq names its product DNA glycosylase. Gene Ontology annotation, biological process: base-excision repair; base-excision repair, AP site formation; DNA alkylation repair. Gene Ontology annotation, molecular function: DNA-3-methyladenine glycosylase activity; DNA-7-methylguanine glycosylase activity; alkylated DNA binding. NCBI's taxonomy places the organism in Eukaryota, Fungi, Ascomycota, Dothideomycetes, Pleosporales, Pleosporaceae. The transcript has 5 exons. Gene Ontology annotation, cellular component: protein-DNA complex; nucleus. The record is from RefSeq and is a predicted model, not a curated record. The coding region runs from base 155 to 1552 and encodes 465 amino acids.